Messenger RNA from Paramisgurnus dabryanus, 3617 nucleotides. RefSeq names its product acid-sensing (proton-gated) ion channel 1b (gene asic1b). NCBI's taxonomy places the organism in Eukaryota, Metazoa, Chordata, Actinopteri, Cypriniformes, Cobitidae. Gene Ontology annotation, molecular function: pH-gated monoatomic ion channel activity; ligand-gated sodium channel activity. Gene Ontology annotation, cellular component: plasma membrane. Gene Ontology annotation, biological process: sodium ion transmembrane transport. The record is from RefSeq and is a predicted model, not a curated record.
AUACAGAGUGAUGGUGAGAGAGUCGCAGUGUGCAGUCUGUGGUUCUUCAUGACACGCGCGUCUGCAUCUACACCGGACGCACGAGGACUAUAUAACUCACAAAACGACACUUCAACCGACACGGACAAGCGUACAGUGCUGUGUUAAUAACAGAGGGUGAUGCCAACAUCUGAAGAUCCUCUGUGUCACCGUCACCACAACCCGAAACCCGAUCCGACCGGGUCUGCCUUCAUCCGACUGCUGUGUUUGGAGCGGACGAUGUGAAGACAUUCGCGUCCAACCGAGCGAUGCGUUUCUCGCGUCCGUGCCAGCUGACGGGGACGCGGUCGAAUCCAUGACAUCAAUUAUACAGGAAAUAAUUUUCAAGAGAUUUUGAGAAUACGAAUUAAGUGAACGCACAGACAUCUGCAACUACAGAUUUAUUUCAGUGAAGAACACGAGGACUUCAGACGGACGAAUAAUCGCGCUUAUUUCGAGAAUAUUUUAACUAUUUGGAUUUUUGCGCGUCUUGCAAAAACUCUACUUUUGAACACACCGUUUUGAUUAAAUUUUUGUUCACCUGAAAGUGUUUUAUGCUCUCACAAAGUAAAAAAUUAAAUUAAAUUUCACCUGGGAGAAUCUACAUCUCUAUUACGUGCAGGUCAAAUCAGGUACAAACAUCUGGAGUAACAACAGACUGUUAACUUUGUUUUACUUUAUUUCACAGUUGGAACUUCCUAGAAAGCUGUGUUUGGUGGGAUUUUUGAACCCUCUACAUCUGCGUUUAAUUCAUAAAAACAUCUUUAAACCUCCCAUACAAUGGAUCUCAAAACCGAAUCAGAUGAUAACCUGGACUGUGAGCGUCCAGCAUCCAUCGAGGCUUUUUCGAGCCGCUCCACGCUUCAUGGCAUCUCACACAUGUUCAGUUAUGAACGGCACUGUAUUAAACGAUGCCUCUGGAUCAUGUUUUUCAUGGGCUCGCUCUCGUUCCUGCUGAUCGUGUGCGUGGACCGCAUCAAAUAUUACUUCCAGUAUCCCCACGUCACAAAGCUGGACGAAGUCACAGCACAUGUGAUGAUAUUUCCCGCCGUGACCUUCUGCAACCUGAACUCUUUUCGCUUCAGCCGCGUCAUGCGCAACGACCUGUAUCACGCGGGCGAGCUGCUCGCGCUGCUGAACGGCAGGUAUGAGAUCAGGGACACACACCUGGUGGAGGAGAGCGUUCUCAUGGCCCUAAAGGAUAAAGCGGACUUCUCCAGCUUCAAGCCCCGCCCAUUUAACAUGCGCGAGUUCUACGACCGGACGGGUCACGACAUUAAAGACAUGCUCCUGUCCUGUUACUACAGAGGAGUCGAAUGCAGCGCUGAGGACUUCAGUGUGAUCUUCACUCGAUAUGGAAAGUGUUACACCUUUAACUCGGGUCAAGACGGCCGUCCGCUGAUGGUGACUAUGAAGGGUGGGAUGGGAAACGGCCUGGAACUGAUGCUGGACAUCCAACAGGACGAGUAUCUGCCCGUGUGGGGCGAAACCGAUGAGACGUCAUUCGAGGCCGGGAUUAAAGUCCAGAUUCACACGCAGGACGAGCCGCCCUUCAUUGAUCAGCUGGGAUUCGGAGUGGCUCCAGGUUUCCAGACGUUUGUCUCCUGUCAGGAACAGAGGUUGACAUUCCUUCCUCCGCCGUGGGGCGACUGUAAAUCAUCAGCCAUGGACUCAGAUUUCUUCAGCUCAUACAGCAUCACUGCCUGCCGCAUUGACUGUGAGACUCGCUAUCUGGUGGAGAACUGCAACUGUCGCAUGGUGCACAUGCCCGGCGACGCUCCAUACUGCACACCAGAACAGUAUAAAGAGUGUGCAGAUCCAGCUUUAGAUUUUCUGGUGGAGAAAGACAACAAUUAUUGCGUAUGUGAGACGCCCUGUAACACGACACGUUAUGGUAAAGAGCUGUCAUUUGUCAAGAUCCCCAGCAAAGCCUCUGCCAAAUAUCUGGCCAAGAAGUACAACAAAACUGAGCAGUACAUCGCAGACAACAUCCUGGUCCUGGACAUCUUUUUCGAGGCCCUGAACUACGAGACGAUCGAACAGAAGAAAGCCUACGAGUUAGCGGGACUUCUCGGUGACAUCGGUGGACAGAUGGGUUUGUUUAUUGGUGCCAGUAUCUUGACCAUACUGGAGCUCUUUGACUAUCUGUAUGAGGUGAUCAAGUAUAAAGUGUGUCGCUGUGCCAAGAAGAAAAAGCAGAGGAGCAACAACAACGAGAGAGGAGCCGUACUCAGCCUGGAUGAUGUAAAGCGUCACACUCCAUGCGACAACCUUCAUACCCCAUCGACCUACCCGGCCAACAUGCUACCUCACCAUCCUGGUCAGGGCAACUUUGAAGACUUCACCUGUUGAGAAACGCAAGAGCAGAUGUCUGAUGGAGAACAACCAAAGCUGACCACAUGAGAGCAUCAUAGACCACAUCACAGACAUAACAAACAUCUUCUACACCAGACGCUAGAAGAAAAACAAAACUAUAUUUUCACAAGUACAUUUCAUGCAAAUGUGCGAAACUUGUUUUUUGAAAAUACUGCCUCAAAAACGAAACUCCUUGAAGCCUCGUAACCUCGAACAUUUCUGCGAAGGCUCCGCGGUGAUUUACUCGGACAUCGAAACUGGACCCUGAUGCCUUUGUGUACAUAGUGACUGUUUAAACUGUCUUCAGAUCAGUGGCUUAUGUAGAUCAGUAGAUGAAUAUAGCGCUUAUUCACUGUAUGUAGCUUCAUUAUAGUCUCAUCUCUGGCUCUUGAUGGACUCAGACUCAUUGUAUCUCAUAUGAAUGUAACUUCCAGAACAAGAUGAUCAUUACAUGCGUUUGGGGGGGGGGGUUUGGAAAGUUUAGGUGCUGUAUGACAUUGACGUGAGCUUGAGCCAUGUUGGAUUCAUCUUCUUUAUGCAUGCUGGUCAUCACUUUAUUAUUAUUAUUAUUACUAUUAUUAUUGCUGGUUUGCCUUAAUUAUAUACAGGUUUUGGAUGAUGGUAUAAUCCAGGUGUGUGUUUGUGUGAAGAUUCAUUAUGGUGUGUGUGUGUGUUCUGGAAAAGUCUUUCUAGCAAAUCCCUGUUUGGAUGUAAAUGCAUCAGUCCAGUCAGUCAUAUAAAGGCAGUAGUAGAGUCAAUUUUUACGUGUACGCAAGGGUAUUUUCAUCACCAGAAUGCACGAAUAAACUCUUUUGCAAGGCUAUGCAUUCGACAUAUGUUCGCGUACACGUAUAAAAACAAACUUUACUCUGGGCUUAAACGGUUACUAACACUACAGUUGUGUGUUUGUGUGUGCGCAUGAGUUUAUCUGUAUCUCUUCAUGAAUGACUGUUCUGUCUUAUUUUGAAAUACGUUAGUGGAAAGUGAAGCGUUUCUUGUUUAUUUGAAUUGUGUUACUUCUGAGACGUAUUUGUUGGAUGUCUCAUCAAAGCACAAAGACCUGAUAUGUAAAGUUGUUAAAGAAUGAUAAAACAAUAUGAUCAGUGUUACUAUCAGACUCAUAAUACUGUUUUUUGUUGUUUUUACUACAAACAUACAUAUUGCCUGAUCGUUCGUCAGCAUCUCUGCAGAUAAUAGGCUGUUCUAUUUAUCUAUGAAGGCAUAAUAAAUAUCAUUCAUAAUUU